Schistocerca serialis cubense is the source of this 963-nucleotide messenger RNA. Its product is annotated as putative gustatory receptor 2a. The coding region runs from base 1 to 963 and encodes 320 amino acids. NCBI's taxonomy places the organism in Eukaryota, Metazoa, Arthropoda, Insecta, Orthoptera, Acrididae. The transcript has a single exon. Gene Ontology annotation, cellular component: neuronal cell body; axon; membrane. Gene Ontology annotation, biological process: sensory perception of taste. The record is from RefSeq and is a predicted model, not a curated record.
AUGGGUGUCAGGUUGAUGCAGUGGUCAGAGUACAUCGUUCUCUUCGGAAGAUCAGCAUAUGGUAAACUGGGGCACAUCAGGAUAUAUCUUCAUAGACUAAAAUAUGUCGACCAAUGUCUCCAGCUUGAGAACAGAGAUAGAGGAAAGGCUAUUGGUGGAAUACUUGUGAGCAUGGUGAGUACACUUGUUAUUUUAACUGCGACAGUUAUCAAAGUGUAUGACAAUAUUACAGAGCAAGAUCGUGUUUUGUGGUACAUGACUUACCUCAUCUACACUGUCAUUUGCACACUUGUCUCUCCACACUUUACGUUGUUGGUGAUGGAACUACUAUUGCGCUACAGAGAAUUGAAUAGGCAGCUCGUCUUGACAAUUUGUCCAAAUACUGGAACAGAUGGGAGUGCAAAUGACUGCCUUACAGACAUCCUCCUCUACGAACCUGAGCUGUCUCAGAGAUCACGAGAUGCUAACAUAAACGACCUCCGCGCAGCGUACGCUGUUCUCCACCGUGCGGCAGAAACGCUACAGCAACAUUACGGUCCUGCUGCGACGUCAAUGGUGGCCGGUGCUUUCUUCGGCGUCAUCAACAGCUCGUACGAAAUAAUUGCACUGCUGGUAGAGGACGUCGGUAUAAACACGGGUGUCCUGAGUCAUUCCCUGCUCGGCUCUUCCCUGUGGCUGGCCUAUCACGGAGUGAAGCUGGUGGCGGUGUCCAUGUGCUGCGCCGCCGCGUGCGACGAGGAACGCCGGACGGGAGUCCUGCUGCACAGGGCGGCAACGGCGUUCGCUCUGUGUGGGACGCCGCUACCAGAAGCAGAGGCAUUCCUGCAUGAGGUUCGGAGGGGGCCACCUCUGAGCUUCACCGCUGGUGGCUUCUUCCACAUCCGCAGGAGUUUGGUCAUCUCCACCUUGGCAACCGUCAUCACCCACAUAGUCAUCCUGACACAGUUUGGCAUCGAGCCAUAG